Molecule: messenger RNA, 265 nt
Organism: Symbiodinium pilosum
Lineage: Eukaryota; Dinophyceae; Suessiales; Symbiodiniaceae
Source: the annotation of a GenBank genome assembly
GAACGAACACAGCAGAUCAUUGGAGCGACUCUGCGUUCAAGAGAUGAAGGCAUCUAGGCAGGAAGAUGUGGCCAUGAUUCUCAGCAAGAUUAAGAAUGUCUCAGACUUCAACAAGACCCUUCGCUGGAUGAUCCUUGACGAGUCUGAUGGACUGUUCUCACAAUGGAAGGAUGCGGUGAGCCUGUCAGCCUCCUUGGCAAAGAUGGCCACGCGAUGCGCCAGUCUGGACACGCUGGAACGGACAUUUGAGCGCACUCAGGGAUAG